AUGAAGAUCCAAUUCUUGUUUCUCUCCACCUUGGCAGUCGCCAAUGCAUUCACCAGCCCUGCACCAAACCAAGCUCUUGUCGGCCAAGCUUCUUCUUUCCGUCAAGUGGAUGUCUUGAUGGCUUCCACGGAUGAUGAGGAUACAGAAUCUUUCCUCAAUGAUGCAUCCAUUCCCGCCGCUACCGCCGCCAUGUGGGCAUUAACUUCCACCUCUGCCAUGGCUGCUGGGCCAGACUGGGGAAUCUUCGAGGGAAGAACACUGUCUCUUCUUCACCCAGCCAUGAUGCUUGGAAUGCUAGCACUUAGUGUUUCAACCGCCAUUCUUGGAUUCGAAUGGCGUCGUCAACGUACCAUCGGUGAUGAUGUUACUGCUCUUAAGAGCGGAUACCCUGAUCUUGGUGGAGCUUCCACCGCCACGGCCGCAUUGGAGGCUGCGAAAGGUGCCGAAACCCCAGAUGCUGGCUUGAUCUCCAAGUUGGAAGCUGCCCUUCCCAUCGAUGCUGAAAUCAAGGCGUUGCAAAGCGAGCGCAAGGAGCUUGCCGCUAAGGGACCCCGUGAUAUGCACUAUUCACAGGGAGCCACAUUGGCCUUCAUUGGUACCGUCUUUGCCAUUGAAGGUCCAUUGAAUACCUAUGCUCGUGCUGGAAAGCUAUUCCCAGGCCCACAUUUGUACGCCGGUGCUGGCCUCGUCUGUCUUUGGGCCCUUGCCGCUGCCUGUGUCCCUGCCAUGCAAAAGGGCAACGACGCCGCCCGUUAUGCUCACAUUGGAGCCAACUUUGCCGGAGUCGGUUUGUUCGUAUGGCAAGUUGUCAGUGGUGUCCCGAUCUUGUUCAAGGUCAUUGAAUUCACCAAGUGGCCAUAA
Cylindrotheca closterium is the source of this 861-nucleotide messenger RNA. Lineage: Eukaryota; Bacillariophyta; Bacillariophyceae; Bacillariales; Bacillariaceae. The record is from the annotation of a GenBank genome assembly.